Messenger RNA from Macrobrachium nipponense, 8268 nucleotides. Its product is annotated as beta-1,4-glucuronyltransferase 1-like. Lineage: Eukaryota; Metazoa; Arthropoda; Malacostraca; Decapoda; Palaemonidae. Gene Ontology annotation, cellular component: Golgi apparatus. The record is from RefSeq and is a predicted model, not a curated record. Gene Ontology annotation, biological process: protein O-linked glycosylation via mannose. Gene Ontology annotation, molecular function: glucuronosyltransferase activity. The transcript is spliced from 7 exons. The coding region runs from base 136 to 1515 and encodes 459 amino acids.
AUUUCAUACUGCCCACGAACUACAUUUGUUUGUUUACCAUUGUGUUGUGCCACUGUCUAAUUUUGAGUCAUGGAGACAGAAGAACUCACCACUUGAAUGCAGCAUGUGUGGGCAGCUUAAAAGCGAUCAGCGGGAAUGUUUCCACGUUUUCUGUCUAGCAUUGUUUCAUGGCGGUCUGUGGCCAUCUUGGCAUUCAUUGCUUGUCUGCUGCAGGUAACCAAUUUAGUGUUAUCAUGGCAAUUGCGACAAAGAGAGCUUCUUGCCUCAGAGGCUGCAUCUGCUCCUGCAGCAGAAAUUCCAGGCUCUAUCUCUCGUGCUGGGAUUCGGAGACAGCAUGCAGCUAUUCGCAGAAGAGACUACCAUUUGGGGAAGAAGCUUUCAGAUGAUCAUGAAGCAAUUCUGUCCCGGAUUGCUCGAUGGAGUGUGCUGGACAGUUCAGGAGAGUUCCGUGUGUCAGUUGGUAUUCUCCGGGGCACUGGUCUGGAUUCCAGUAAUGAUGAUAAUGGGCCAGAAGGAAGAGAAGAAUUGUUUGGUCCAACUUCUCAGGGAUUGACAUUGGUGACACAAUGUUCCUUUGGCCAACUUCACCAUCUUCCUUAUUUAGCUUCUUACUGGCAGGGUCCUGUUUCUGUUGCUGUAUUUGCUCUUAGUGGAGAAGUACAAGCAGUUGUUCAAGCAUUUCAUCUUUUAAGGCAGUGUUACCCUAACAUAAAAGAGAAUGUGACCUUUAGCCUCAUAUUUCCUCUGAAUUCUCCAACUUCACCACAUCUUACCCCUACUUCUGAUACCACUCCUUGUGAUAAGAUAUUUUCUGAUACCUACCAGGCAAAUUACGAUUUUAAGGGUAUCCAGUAUCCAAAUAAUCUAUUACGGAACACUGCAAAAAAGGCUACUACAACAGGACUCAUGCUAGUAAUUGACAUAGACAUGGUUCCAAGCGAAGGACUUCACGAAGCAUUUUCUCGUUAUGCCAAAAGCAAUAAUAUAUUAGAUGAGAAUUCCAGUGAGGAGAAAACGGUAUGGAUAUUACCAGCAUACGAAAUUAAAGAAGGCACUACUAUUCCCAAAACUAAACAGGAUUUGUUGAAGAUGAGGGAGAAAGGCACUGCACGGCCAUUCUACCAAGAGUUGUGUCUCAAAUGUCAGAAAUAUACUGAUUACGCUGCUUGGGAAAAAAGUGCAAAAGGGAAACAAGGAAGUGUGGAAGCAUUAUUUGAGGUUCUUUGGCAGGACCCAUAUGAACCUUUUUAUAUAUCUCGUGUUAAUGUGCCCUCUUAUGAUGAAAGAUUUCGGCAAUAUGGCUUUAAUCGCAUCAGUCAGGUAUGUGAGCUACAUGUUGCUGGCUAUCGGUUUUUGGUUCUUGAUUCAGCUUUUGUUAUACAUCAAGGCUUCAAGAUCUCUGGAACUUUCCAUAAUUCCAAGGAUAUGGAGCAGGAGAAAAACAGAGUCCUUUUCCGACAGUUUAAAGGAGAACUGAAGGAGAAAUAUCCAGAAUCUUCUAGGCGAUGCUAUUAGCAUAAGGUACUAUAGUAUAUAUUGUAUUUACAAUACUAAUUCAAAUUAAAUUCGUUAUUGUGCUUUCUCAAUUGAGUAAAUUCUACAUUUCACUGAUUUGUAAGGUGAAACUUCUCUUGUCAUUCAGGGCAAUUAAUUUUUCAUUAUGUAUUUCUAGUUAGUGACAUAGUAUAUGUUUCUCACGUUCUUUUUGGGAAUUAUUCUUUCUUCUCUACUAGUCUUUUGAUACACUGUGUGGGGAUGAUACUGUAGACAGUUCUUCAAUAUUUUACUUCUGCCCAGGACGUGAUUUUGGAACUUUCAGGUUUAGCUGUUGUGAUGAAAGUAGGUUCAGUUGAGCAGAGACUGGUCUACAUGAGAGUGAAAUUUGCCUCUUGACUUUUAUGUAAGAAUUCUCAGAUUCACAGUGAAGGCUGUGAAUUUCAUAAAUAAUUAAGGUUAUGAUUAUAGAUGUACAUGCCUUUAGGCACAAAGGAAGCACAAAUUUAAUAAGAGUUCCCAAAACUAUUCAGGCUGAUAUAAAACAGUCUGUAUUUGUGUAAAAAGAUAGCAAACCAUUAAUUAUGUAUAUCAUAAUGUUUAGGCAGUGAUAUGUAGAAAUUUUAAUGAAAGAAUAAUGGUAUUGUUUUGUACUUUCAUCAACUGAAAAUCAUCCAGAUACAAACAGGAAAUGAAGCACCAAAGAAUCUAACCUCAAUUGUGGGUUUAUCAAUCUUGUUUGUUUUAUUAUUAUUAUUAUUCCAAUUGUGCAAACGUUCAGAUAGAACAGGCCUGAAGCUCAGAAUAAAUACUUUAUCUGGAAAAACUUCAGAACUUAAUGAAGGUAAUAAGUACAGGUUGAUAAAAAAAUUAUUAACUUACUUAAACAGCAGUAUGAAUCAGAUAACAAAAACACUGGUGACUGGGGCUUGAUCAACAUUAUGGUGUCUAAAACUUCUGAAAAUCAACUUUAAUAAGACUAACAGGUAACGAUACCACACUUUUUAAGAAAGGGAUGUGAGAGACCUCCAGCACUGGGCACUAUGACAUUGUGACACUCGUCAGAAUGAAGGGGCUAACGCUCUGUAAGUGAGUACUAACGUUCUUUAUAAAUUUUUGAGAGGGAAUUUUCUGUUCAAAUAGUUUAUGAAUGUUGGCCCAAUAGGAUAUCUAAUAGUAGUGAUCUAAAUAAUGAGUAAAGAUUCCAAAAAACUGCGGACUUCUGUACAAUAUUCCAGUAAUAAAUACGUAGUACAAAAAAAGUGAAAUAUUUGUCAUGAAUACUGCCAUCUCAGCAGAUGUAAAAAGUCUCAUGUGUAAUAUGUUGUAAAAGAGAAAACCUAUUAUCAAAGUUAACAACUACUGCAUCUCCAAAUGGCAUCUACAAAUAUUCAGAAUUGUUAGGUACAGUUAUAUAGUACGUAUACAGCAGAAGUUUGUAACUUGUCACUGGGACUUACGAUAUAUUCAACAUAAUGAUCUGAAUAAAAAGCAAAGGUCACUACACAUAUUUAUGAUACUUGUGUUAUCCUGCUUGGUUUAUAGGGGGAGAGGUAUAAUGUGCACUAGCUAAAGAAGCUUUAAGUUUUGUUGCAUUGCUCGAGAAAGUUUCUUGGGAGACAUUGGUAUCCCAUAGUGAAAAAUGUGAAAAUACUUAAUAUAGUAGAUUCUGAAUUCUUUCAUACCUGUAUACCUAAGUAGGAAAAGACUCCGACAGAUUUUCCAGCUUUAAAAAAAUGGAUGAGUGUUGAAUUCCAAAGAAAAGACUGCUUGUUGAGAAAAACAAAGAAGACAAUAAGAAGAUAUCCUUUACACUGCUCCAACUUUACAGCAUAAUUUAUGCCGACAUCAUGAUUAGUAAUGCUUUAUGGAGCCAUUAUAGUAGUAGUACCCAUGCAAAUUGACUUCACCAUAAAAGAUUAAUAUAAACUUUUGGUUAAGCCUGUGAACAAUAUUUUUAUGGCAAGAACAAAUAAUUAACAGGAGUUACAUUAUUUAAAUAUUGAACUGUAUUAUUUUUUUAGGCCAGCAAUGAUGUCACUAGAGAAGAUAAGGUAUUAUAAUGAAGACCAGCAUAGAUUAUUAGAUAUAUCUUUACAUCUGGCAUCAAGCCUUCAUUCUUUAAUUUUGAGAAUGUUAUGUUCCUCUGUUUUAUAAGGCAGAUAUUAAUGGAUAUGUGUUACAUUCAUUUUGUUGAUGACCUUGCUCAUAUUUUGUGUACCACUCCAUGGCCAGUAAUUUUGAGAAAGAAUUUACAUUUAUAAGUUAGUUCACUCCCUGUGCUUUUUUUUUGUCAAAAGAAGUUUGAUGUCAGAUAAUGUUUGUGAAUAUUGAUGUUGAUUUUUACAAAGUAUACAUGAAAAUAAGAUAAAAUACAUUGUAUCAUUGACUUCAGUAACCACUGAGGUAUGUGUUGGUAUCUUUGUGUGGUUGAUAUUUCUUUGAAUCCAUAGUGUCACAUAUGGCUGUUCCUGACAUACUCUGCAAGUUUUUUCCUGAAUGAACCGCUGUUUGGACAAAGCUAGGGAUUUUUUGGCAUCAUGAAUGUGAUAGGUGAGAAGCUCUCUGAAAGAGAUGUGCUGGCAUCAACAAAGAUGUUUUUAAUAGCAAUAUGAUGAAACUGGUGUUUUCUGUAAUUGUUAAAUUGCAAUCUUUUUCUGUUCUGUAAUGUGUUAAAAUCCAGGUCUCCUAUAUUAUUUUAGUUAAGAGGCCUCUUAUUGUUAGACUAUUUAUUUGAGUUUAUAGUACAACAAACGUCCUUUAUAGAGAAUCCUCAUGAACAGACAUUUCUCAAGACUAUUGGGUUCUGUUUCCAAAUAUCAAGAAACAUUAUAUGCUGCAUCUCCAGUUAAUGCAAGAAUUGCCAUGAAAACAUGUACAACAAUGCUUUUGAGUGUGUGUACAAACACAGCUAGUUGUUGAAAGACAAUUUUAAUAUUCUCUAAUGUUCAUAAGUGUUGUGUAUACAUAUAUUAACAUGCUAUAAAGUACAAGACCACUGUGUCUCAUGAAGACUAAGACUGAAAGCUUUGUUCUUAGAUGAAAAGUGACAAUUGAAGGAUGGUAGAGUUAAAGAAUUUUAGAGAGGUAUUAAAAGGAAAAGUAAUAGGCAGAAGGCAUUGCGGUUUAAUGAUGAUCACUGCAAAGAUCUUUAUAGUACAUUUUACACUAUUUUGCUCAUGACACAUCACUUCAGUACCUCUAAAGGGGACAUUUGCAUUACUGAAUGUUGACACAUUCCAUCCUUAGAUUUGUAUUUUUGAAGUACUGUAUGUUAUUGAUAAAGUAUGGAGCAUAUGUAACACACACACCACUAGGCAGCAAAAUUUAAUGUAUAAGAGGUCUGUUAUUGGUGUAGUAAAAAAUUGCAGCCAAAGUAAAAUAUUUUGUUACAAAUAAUGUUUAGAAUUUUAAGUCAUUUGUAUUUAUUUUUUUUAGCCUACAUAAGUUAUUUGUGAACAAGAUCUGUUUCUUACAGAGCAGCUUUUUCUAAACUGAACAUUUGUGAUUAGUGAGAUUUUGUUAUUAAUGCAAAAUAUUUAGGUUCAGUUUCAGUGCAUACUAAUUUGUUGUUGUUUUUAAUGAAUGUUUGAUACCGCAGCUGUGCGUACUGUGCCCUCUCUACAAUAAUAGAAAUUUGUUUAGUAUACAAGAAAGUAAAUGUUUUAAUUGAAGCUAAAAGUGUAUUUCCUUCUAUUAUGAUUAAGGUUCUUUUUAUGCAGUGUUAGGUUUGCACUGGAAUUUUCAUGUUUGUUUGUUUGUCAGAUAAGAUCAGGUCGGGAUGUCCAUAAUCUUUGUGCAGUAGAUUGCAAUUAUUGUAACUGUCCUUGGGUCAUGAAAGGAUUAUUAAAAGUUUUAGUAUAUGAGAAGAAAUCAGAAUGUAUUAUACUAAGAAUUUAUGAUAGGGAUUCAUUUCUGUUUUUGGCAGUUUUCUAAUAAACUCCUUUAUAUUUUUUCUAACUAGAUUUUGCACAUGAUUUCUGGUAGUUUUUCAUAACAUAUCUUUUUCAAUAAAGAGAUUUUGGAUAUGUUGUUUUCAUGAACUGUCAUGUGCUAUAUAUAUGCUAGUCGCUGGAAUUUAAGGAUUUUAUUGCCAGAAAUUAGAAAUUGAAAGACAUUUAAGAUUACUGUACUGUUAUUAGUGUACGUGUUUUGAAUUAGUAGUUUGACAUGUCUACAGAGUCAUUUCCAAAGUGUUACAGGGCUUGCCUGAAGGAUGUGUUCAUAAAUGAAAAGUAUAAAGAGAGCAAGAGGAAUGAGCAAAAAGUAAAGGGCAGAAAAUUUUCAAUCCAGUCUUGGAGUUACUCUAAUAAUACUUUUAUGUGAUGUUGAUUCAAUUCACAAGUCUACACUUGAGUCAUUCAGCGUCAACUGCAGCUAGGUUAAUUUGAUGUUUUGUUGCUGUGCACAAGUACAAUAACUUACAAAUUUGCAAGAGAACAUAAUGGUAUUUUUGUUUUUUUGCAUAUGAAACCAAGUAAUUCAACUUGUAAAGUUAGUCUUUUGCAAAGUAAACCACUUCCACGUUUAAUUUUAUUUCAGAGCAAUAAGAAUGCACUUCAAUGCAUAACUGUUCAAUAUGUAAAAAGAUGCUAUGUUGUCUUCUGUUGUUACUUGAUGUUUUUGUAUACUGUACUUGACCAUUGUGGAUAUGAUAGUAUGAAAUAUCUUUGAAAACUUAUUCACAGCACUGCAUAUACUUGCUUACUUUAGCUUGUCAAAGGUGUCUUCUCAAUGUAAUGCACACUAAAGCACUAAUCACCCGUGUAUCAAAACUCAGAUUUUUAUUAUGAAAUAAGACAACAUUGUAGCAGUCUUAUACUCUAUAGCACUGACUCAUGUUGGAUGUGAAUCAAAAUUUCUUGUUGCUCAGGAUGAUUCUCUUGUCUUUUAAAAGACUGAAAUGGCUGGCAUAUAGGUUGAGAGUUUUUGUUAUACAGUAUUUACAUAUUUUUCUUUAAAUUCCUUCUUAUAUUUAUUGUAUUGAGCUAAAUGACAUAUCUUAGAUUAAUUGUAAGGUGUAAGGAUUAGUAUGUGAUGAUAAUCAAAUUUGUCAGAUUAUUGACAUUACUUAACUACCAUAAUUACAAUUGCAUGCAAUCUCCUUUGUGAUAGAUAUCUAAUUAGGGUAUUUUUUGAGUACUCAUGUAAUUUUAUCUAUUAUAGAUAACAAAUGAGGAAGUACUGGUAGUACAGAAGUCAAGUGCUGUGCACUUUAGGCUUGUUACUCAAGAAGUGGAAAUUUAUACACUUUUGAAGUUGUUAUUUAUGUUUUGCUCUCCACUCUGGCAUCUCUGACCAUCUCAUUCCCAAACUUUGUGCCAAGAUUCCAAUUUUUUUUUUUCUUUAUUUUUGUACUGGUAUCAGUUUUGAAUGUACACAUGUUUGUUGAGGUGAUGCCACACAUGCUUGAAGGAAUACAUGAAUUUUUCACCAGUACUAUAGGGAAAAAUAUUUUAUUCUUGGUGGGAAUUUUGCCAGCAAAAUGCUAAAAGAGGCUGCUGGAGAAUGUUUUUAUGACAUUGCCUUUACUCUUGUUUUUCAGCUUAAUCAUAAGGUUAGGCUUAAUUAAUGUACGAUGGGUAAUCUUGGCAAUAUACUGUAGUUUAUAAUUUAAACAAAUUUUUUGUGUAUAUUUUUCCAACUUAACCUUAGAUUUAAACAUUAUGCUUUUGUUAUAUUUUGUUAAAAACAAGUUUGUUUUUUAAGUAAAAUCUUGUGAGGCAUGUGUCGUUUUGUGUGAUUGUUUAUUAUCACUAAUUAUUUUUAUCAGAGUUUUUGUAAUUAUGGCUGUUUGAUUAAAACUAGUUGGAAUUAUAAAAUGUGUUGUGCUAUUAAGAAUUAUUGAUCAGUAGCUUUUUAAUUGCUAUACGAUGGUAGAGUUAUUGUUAAUCUCAUUACUACUUACUGGUAGUCAUAGAAGGUUUUUCAAUCUGUAUUUUUCUUACUGAAGGUGUCUUAAAAGUGAAUGUUCUUCUGAGGUCUUUAUUUCAUGUGACCACGUUAGUACAGUUGAAGAGAUGGUCAUUCGAGAAGGAAAAGAAUGAUGUAUAUGUAGCUGUAAUAUGUACAAGAAAAGUUAAUAAUAUAUGUAUUCACAUUUUGUCUUUAGUUUAAAAGAACUUUGAGUCAAUGUUUUAUUAGCUUUUACCGUUCAAUCACAAUUAUGAGUCUUUCACUUGAUGCACCAAUUAUUUUAUAAUUCGGUAACACACCAGUUAUUUUAUAAGCUUCAGUCCUCUCCUUGUAGUUGACACCAUUCCUUUUAUUAUUAGGUGUACUAUUCUGUGAUUUACUGGUGUUUUUGUAUUCUGAAUUUCACUGGUAUUUAUGAUAUGUAAUGUCAUAUAACAGUAUACGUAAUGUCAAAUGCUCCUGUACAUUGUCAGCAAAGUAUGUCCAAAAUACAGAAUCAGGCAAAAACUAUAUAUAUAUGUGUGAUUUUGAUUUAUUGAAUUAUCUUACAACUAUAGACUGGUGUUUCAUGAAAAUUUGUACAGGCCUCCAACAUUUAUGUUGUAUAAGGUAUCCUGAUUGUGUUUUCCAUUAAUGUACCAUCAUCUAAUAAGUGUAGGACCCGAAAUAUUCUUUGCAAUAAAUUGUAAUCUUGUGUCUUGUGUUUGAACAAUAACAAAUAAAUAUUAAAGACUGAGGUUUGAUAUUUUUAGAAAAGUAUGACUAACUCAUUAAUCCUAGUCUGAUUGUGUAAUUUCAUUACUUGUAAAUAGCAUAAGUAUUGUAAAUAAAUUAAAUAAAGGAUUUUUAUAUUGAUAA